Phaeoacremonium minimum UCRPA7 is the source of this 531-nucleotide messenger RNA. Its product is annotated as putative cytosolic fe-s cluster assembling factor nbp35 protein. The record is from RefSeq and is a predicted model, not a curated record. NCBI's taxonomy places the organism in Eukaryota, Fungi, Ascomycota, Sordariomycetes, Togniniales, Togniniaceae. Bases 1 to 531 code for a protein of 176 amino acids. Gene Ontology annotation, biological process: iron-sulfur cluster assembly; mitochondrial respiratory chain complex I assembly. Gene Ontology annotation, molecular function: 4 iron, 4 sulfur cluster binding; ATP binding; ATP-dependent FeS chaperone activity. Gene Ontology annotation, cellular component: mitochondrion. The transcript has a single exon.
AUGUCAAUGGGCUAUCUCGUGGGAGAGGAUGCGCCCGUCGUAUGGCGCGGCAUGAUGGUGAUGAAAGCGCUGCAACAGCUCCUGCACGAAGUUGACUGGGGCGGCCUCGACAUCCUCGUGCUCGACCUGCCUCCCGGAACGGGUGACACGCAGCUGAGCAUCACGCAGCAGAUCGUCCUGGACGGAUCGGUCAUCGUGACCACCCCUCACACCCUGGCCGUCAAGGACGCCGUCAAGGGCAUCAACAUGUUCAAGAAGGUCAAUGUUCCGCUCUUAGGCCUGGUUCAGAACAUGUCUGUCUUCCAUUGCCCUCACUGCCAGGGCGAUACCCAUGUGUUCGGGUCGAGUGAAGGGGUGCGCAAGAUUUGCGCGGAGCAUCAGCUGGAUUUUCUCGGCGAUAUACCGCUUCAUCCGAACAUUGGAAGUGAUGCUCAAGAGGGCAAGCCUACCGUUGUCGCUGAGCCGGAGAGUGAGCGGGCUCGCGUCUUUAUGGACAUAUCCCGAGCUGUAGCGUCGAAGAUCGGACUAUGA